Molecule: messenger RNA, 2751 nt
Organism: Argentina anserina (silverweed cinquefoil)
Lineage: Eukaryota; Viridiplantae; Streptophyta; Magnoliopsida; Rosales; Rosaceae
Product: E3 ubiquitin-protein ligase MBR2
Exons: 8
Coding region: 895-2541 (548 amino acids)
Molecular function (GO): ubiquitin protein ligase activity
Source: RefSeq, a predicted model, not a curated record
UAUGCCUUUAUUUAUUUAUUUCCGAGCUGAUCGUGUUCUUGUUGUUUCUGCAUAAUAAUUAUUAAAUUUUAGCGCGGAUUUUUGUUUGCUGUGAUUUUGAUUCCGAUCGUCGUUUUCCGAUCAGUUUCGCGUUGUUUGAUUCUGAUCGUUUUGGUCUGUGGUCUCUGAUCGUUGAGCUUUUGCUUUGUUCGGUGGCGGUGCAUGUAAUGGUUUUUACUUUUUACUGUUUGAUUUUUAUUGCUUGUAUGUGUUUCUUGAUUUUUGAUUAGUCUUCUGUGUUUGGAUCGUCCUGGCUUGUAUUACGAUCACCAGUAACGGUGGUGGUGGCUGUGAUCAUGAUCAUAAUCUGUUUCAGUGGUAAAAAAUUUAUAUCAAUGACUAACAUCAGUCAUGUUUCAUAGAAAAAUAAAUUUCAAAUUUCAAUAGGUGGUUAUUCUUACUGUUUCGUCCGGUUAUUUUGACCGAGGUUGCGUCUUGCACGAGAGUCUAUUAGAUCAUUUAUUGUUUAUUAUGGAUUACGAUAGCGUCGGCUAGGUUUAGACUUUAGAUGAUUCCUGUUAUGCAGGUUUUCGGUGAGCUGAGGGUGUCUCGUUAUUGCUUACUUGUAUCGCGUUCGAACUUGGUAUGAACAAAUAUUAGUACUGGAGUUCAGGAAUGACGAUGUGACUGCUUCUGCAGGGAUGUUUUGGUAUCUUGGACUUCUGAAGAAUCAUUAUCAAUUGACACCAUGUUGUUCUGCUUGAGGAUAUAUUGGCACAAUCUGCUGCCAUGUUUUAAGAGACUAGACCCUAAACUUGGCUUAGUAUUGCGAGAGCACGAUAUGUGGUUGUGGUUUUAUUGUGUAGAUUCUGUUCCAGUGAGUAACUUGUUAGUAGUUUGAAGGUGACUGAAGUUAUGGGGCAUAGACAUCCAUUCAGCACUUCCCAAGUUUUUGAGAGUGAGAAUGAUCCGAAUUGGAACCAUAUGAACACGGAACACCCAUUUGGACAUCUGGCCAGGGCUGGGGCGGGAGAGAACACUUCUUUGUUUUAUCCGGUGGAAAGUAUGUUUUCUGAUGGAAUGCAACUUCCUUCGAAUUGGAAUCCACCAAUGAGAUCAUAUGGGUAUUCUUCCUUAAGCCACAGUGUUGAUAUGCCUCCUCAAUAUCAACCGGAUGCUUCUGGUCCGUCUCAUUUAUUUCAACAUGCACCUAGUGCUGGUGCUUUUGGUAUGGCCAGUGGAAACUAUGCUCACCAUUCAUCUUCAUCUAGUUACGACCGUCGAGCAUUCAAUGGUGUUGAGGGUGGGUUUGUUGAUCUCACAAUGAGCAGUGGAAGAGGGUUGCACAAGCGUAAAAGUCCUGGAAUCCCUUCUGUAGCAGAAAGAGGCAGCUCAAGCAGGUACUACUGCGCUGGAAGUUCCUCUGACGUCUCUAGAUCUACAGAAUUACAGCAAGAGAAAGUAAACAUGGAGACGCCGCACAUGCCAUGGGAUCACAUGACUAUGAUCCAGCAGAAUUAUAGAGGAAAUGACUCAAGUAGGGGUGAGGAAUCUAUGAGAAAUGUGAGAAGCCGGUCAGAACAUGAUUUGGAGUCCAACCUAGCAAGGACACAUCUAUCGAACAAUCCUAUACAUAGUUCUUACGCUGCAAAUUUUCCUAUUGAUCAUCCUAGUACAAUUGAUAUUCCGGUUCAGAGUUCCAAUGUUUUAGCCCAUGAAUGGAACCAUAUCAACAUGUCGCCUCCUCAUGGAAGGAUUCUACCUUCAGAUACAGGUGGUUUCAGUCAUGAUCCCAACCGCUUCCUUGUAGGCAGCGGUAUGGUUAAUGGUUCUUCUGAAGCUGGUGCAUAUCAUCAUGAUUUCAUUCCAACCCAAGGGGCUGCUGUUCCUCCAAGUUAUCCUGGUGCCUUACCCCAAACUGUAAGGGGAGUCCGCAGCAACUAUUCUCAAAGAUCUGGCCCUACCUUCAGGGCUUCUUCAAGCAGCAUGAGGUUUGGGCCUGUGAUUCAUUCAGAUGAAGGACUGCAGUUGGCAUCUGAGAAUUAUCCAAGACAUGCUAGACCAGUGGCUGCAGUUGGAUGGCGUAACAGUGACAGGAAUGGUAGAUCAAGGAUGUCGCACGAUAGAUAUCGAGUCUCUGAAGAGACUAGCCUCCACGAUCGUUUUUCAUCUGAGGGUUUUAUGAUUGCUGAUCGGUCAGGCUUUUAUGGUUCCAGAAAUAUGCUUGAUCAUCACAGAGACUUGAGACUAGACGUUGACAAUAUGAGUUACGAGGAACUACUUGCAUUGGGGGAGAGGAUUGGGCAUGUGAACACAGGUGUAUCUGAAGAUCUAAUACCAAAGUGUUUGACAGAAACAAUCUAUUGUUCCUCAGACCUAAAUCAGGAAGAAGCCACAUGUGUAAUCUGUCUGGAAGAAUAUGAGGACAGGGAUGAUGUUGCGGCAUUGAAAACGUGCGGUCAUGAUUAUCAUGUGACAUGCAUCAAAAAGUGGUUGUCAAUGAAAAAUUCUUGUCCAAUAUGCAAAGGUUCUGCUCUGGUUGAUAAUACGAAGGGAAAAUAAGUUGUGCUUUACUAUAAAGACAUUCUUGUACAUAUGUUUAGGGAUAAACCUCCAAUGGAGGCAAGGACUUUUCUUUUGUGAAGUUGUAAAGGGGAAUGCUGGUCAGUUUCAGUCCAUUUAUUUCAGGCUCCCAUCUAAAUAUGGGGAAGCCUCUUUUUCGAAUCCCAUAAUUUUGUAUGGGCAAUGCAAAGUAAGAUGUGAUUAUUUUGA